AUGGAUACUUCUCCCUCCAAAAAAUAUCCAGUUAAAAAACGGGUGAAAAUACACCCAAACACAGUGAUGGUGAAAUAUACUUCUCAUUAUCCUCAGCCUGGGGAUGAUGGAUAUGAAGAAAUCAAUGAAGACUAUGGAAAUUUUAUGGAAGAAAAUCCAAAGAAAGGCCUGCUGAGUGAAAUGAAAAGAAAAGGAAGAACUUUCUUUGGAACCAUGGAUACUCAACAUCCACCAACAGAAGACCCAAUGACCAAUGAGAUUGGACAAUUCCAAAGCUUUGCAGAAAAAAAUAUUUUUCAAUCCAGAAAAAUGUGGAUAGUGCUGUUUGGAUCUGCUUUGGCUCAUGGAUGUGUAGCUCUUAUCACUAGGCUUGUUUCUGAUCGUUCCAAAGUUCCAUCUCUAGAACUGAUUUUUAUCCGUUCUGUUUUGCAGGUCUUAUCUGUGUUAGUUGUGUGUUACUACCAGGAAGCCCCCUUUGGACCCAGUGGAUACAGAUUGCGACUCUUCUUUUAUGGUGUAUGCAAUGUCAUUUCUAUCACCUGUGCUUAUACAUCAUUUUCAAUAGUUCCUCCCAGCAAUGGGACCACUAUGUGGAGAGCCACAACCACAGUCUUCAGUGCCAUUUUGGCUUUUUUACUUGUAGAUGAGAAAAUGGCUUAUGUUGACACAGCUACAGUUGUUUGCAGCAUCUUAGGUGUUUGUCUUGUCAUGAUCCCCAACAUUAUUGAUGAAGAUAAUUCUUUGUUAAAUGCCUGGAAAGAAGCCUUUGGGUACACUAUGACCGUGAUGGCUGGACUGACCACUGCUCUUUCCAUGAUAGUAUACAGAUCCAUUAAGGAGAAGAUCAGCAUGUGGACUGCACUGUUUACCUUUGGUUGGACUGGGACAGUCUGGGGAGUAUCUACUAUGUUCGUUCUUCAAGAACCCAUCAUCCCAUUAGAUGGAGAAACCUGGAGUUAUCUCAUUGCUAUAUGCAUUUGUUCUACUGCAGCCUUCUUAGGAGUUUAUUAUGCCUUGGACAAAUUCCAUCCAGCUUUGGUCAGCACCGUGCAACAUCUGGAGAUUGUGGUAGCCAUGGUGUUGCAGCUUCUAGUGUUACAUAUAUUUCCUAGUGUCUAUGAUGUCUUUGGAGGGGUAAUCAUUAUGAUUAGUGUUUUUGUCCUUGCUGGCUAUAAACUUUACUGGAGGAAUUUAAGAAGGCAGGAUUAUCAGGAAAUACUAGACUCUCCCAUUAAAUGA
Messenger RNA from Mesoplodon densirostris (Blainville's beaked whale), 1239 nucleotides. It is a transcript of the gene SLC35G2, whose product is annotated as solute carrier family 35 member G2. The coding region runs from base 1 to 1239 and encodes 412 amino acids. The transcript has a single exon. The record is from RefSeq and is a predicted model, not a curated record. Gene Ontology annotation, cellular component: plasma membrane. NCBI's taxonomy places the organism in Eukaryota, Metazoa, Chordata, Mammalia, Artiodactyla, Ziphiidae.